AUGGAAGAAACCAUCUCGACGUCUCUAGAUAGCUCCAAUGCAGCCCCUGAUCCAUCCCCCAGGGCUCCUCGCGUGCCAAUGAACCAGAAACUUGAGACUAUAUGUGCCCUGAUUGAAGAGCUGAACCUCACCCCAAAGUCUUUCAUUGUUGCAUUCCUUGGGCAGAAGCAAGACACCAUGGCCUUCAAGCGACGCUUAUGGGGUACCAACCAAGGUUGGGACACAACCAAGCAUUUGUUGCUGACUAUCAAGCAGCUGGUUAGCACCCAUGUAGAAGGGCGUGAGCUCUGGCAAGAGUUCAUCUUAUCGCAGGCAAUCGAGAUUGUUUCUGCACAAAAACCGGUCAGUGGACUGGCUCCGAAGGGAUCAUAUCACACAUCAGCGACUUUGUCAGAUGCUUUUUUCACCAGGGAGGAGCGGGAGGAUCGUAAUGCUGUACUCACGAAUCGGAUGCCAUUUUUGUACCGCUUGCUUUGUGCAAAAAUUGGGGGCAACAAGCACCCUUUGGAGAAGUCAUUUGUAUCGGAUCACACACCUGAUCCGGUUGAGGACCAUUCAGAUGAUGAAGAUGAGGCUGAUCCAUCAAAUGAUCUGGUUGACUAUGAUGGAUCAGUCUUGAAGAAGAGCAAAGACCCAGUGGCCCGAAGAACAAACCGAGUCCAGACGAUGGCCCGGACGAUCUGUGCAAUGGUAGCGUUUGGUGGAAACCAUCGACACAAUGGUUUCCAACUCAGUAAUGCUCUGCUCUUUUUGGCAGGAGGAGUGACCGAGCGGGUCAGUGCUUACCUCAACUACGUCGGCAUUUGCUCUUCACGAAGAACAGCUCACGCGGCCCUCAAAUCUCUGGGCACGGAGGCAAAAGCAAAACUGGAAUCUGUAUUUGACAUGGAAAAACCACCUUUCCUGGCUCCACUGUUAUGCUAUGACAACUUGGAUUUUCAGGAAAAGGUCCAUAUGAAGUCCAUUGGGCAUUCAAGCCAAAUGUUCCAUGGGACCUGGGGAUAUGUCCACACCAUCCCCCCAGGGUUACUAUCACGACUGGAUCCUUUGCAGCUCACCACAGAAGCUUUAAACUCAGCAUUACAUCUGGGAAAAGAGCUGGUAAUCCGACCCAAGAUGUUCACACCCACGGCCGACAGCACAAUUCAUUUUGAAAAGACUCUGAAGUCCCAGAUCACACAGGUGAUACUUAAAUACUUUGCCACCCCCCUUGAUAAACGAGUUAAGCUACAGAGGUCCCCGCCCGAGGUCAAUGCAAUUGCACCUGAAGAUCCAAACAUCACGAUGCUAAAGCUCAUGGUUGCAUCAGACAACUCUGCGCUUGGGGCUGGUGAGGUCUUCACCGGUGUGAUUCAGCAAAGUGGCCUAACUCGAGCCGACUUCCACUCCCGCUUACAGAUUGUUGAGGGCGACCUGGGAUCAUGCAACAUAUUUGAUAGCCUCCGGAAGCAGAGAACACCAGCGCUUGGGGACCAUAAUAGUCUGGACAACGUCCUCCCAAUUCCUGGUGCGGCACACACACUGUGGAACCUCUCACAAGCGAUUUAUCUGGGGCAUUGGGGGAAUGAACGACUUGCACGUGACACUGGCGCUUGGAGGACUCUUCAUGCACUUGGUAUCCCUACUGAGAAGCCAGUGACAAAGAAGGAUUACAACCUCAUGCUAUCUCAUGUUGAAAAGAUACAUGAAGCUACACUUUUGUAUUGUGUGCUGCUUGUGGCAAACCGUGCUCAUGUGCCUUUGGCAGACAACCCCCUCAAGGUCUCAAGUGAGAGCAUACAUGACUGGGUGGAGCUCACAUAUGACCGGUUCUGCACUGGUGAAGCACUGCAGUCUGAGCUUGCAUCCAAUUAUACCGGACACAAAAACUUUCUCCUUCGGAUUCGCGAUUUUGGAACAAUCUUGGAGGCCAAUCGGGCCAUGAAAGAUGGGGACUAUGGUCGCCUCAUGUUCAUGUGGCAACGGUGGUCGGUGAUGAGUCAAGGCAUCGGUGGGAUGCCCCAUUACUCAAAGCACUUACCCAAGCUCAUAAUCUUGCUGCAGCACAUAUUACCUAAAUCUUUAUCGGAAUUGGUCAUGAAUACAUUGCUUUUGUCACCAACUGGGAAGCCUGGGCACUUUGUUGCCACAGAUUUCUACCUUGAGGUUCAAAACUAUUGGCUGAAAUAUUUUUUCAACCACUCAGGGAUAGGGACAGACAUAGAUAGGUUGAAAGACAUCUUCUCAAGUAAUAUCAAUCUGCUCCGAUAUAUGUUACAACUCAUCAAACUCAAAUCUGGGGCCGAAGUGAUCCAUCAGUCUCACAAAAACCUCUUAACACUUGAGUCUUUCAACAACUUCAGGCGCAUGGCCCAGCGCGAGCGAUUAGGGCAAACCCCUCUCGAAGGCAGGGAACCAGAGGAGAUUGAUGACUUUUACACCUUGGGUAUGGUCAAGUUGCACAAAGAAUUCAAGCAAGGAGGGUUGGGCCGUUUUCGGCCAUACUCUAAAGGGAUAAUGUCAAUGCAAGACACAGAUGAAAAAAAAUGA
Puccinia graminis f. sp. tritici CRL 75-36-700-3 is the source of this 2529-nucleotide messenger RNA. RefSeq lists its product as uncharacterized. The transcript is spliced from 5 exons. NCBI's taxonomy places the organism in Eukaryota, Fungi, Basidiomycota, Pucciniomycetes, Pucciniales, Pucciniaceae. The coding region runs from base 1 to 2529 and encodes 842 amino acids. The record is from RefSeq and is a predicted model, not a curated record.